ACUGUGCAAGUAAACUCUGUCCAUCGAAAAGUUGAGCUCAUCAGUGAUUUGCGUUUCUUUUCCUUUUUAAUUACAAAUGAUUUUAAGACAAUCUUCACCUUCUCUAUUCAAUUUGAUUGACCAAUAAAUCAAUUUUCAUUUCCAUACUUUUCUGUGUUUUCAAUUGAAUAAUUUAAUUUGUUUAACUCUUGUGUUAACCCACUUUUGUCACAAUGAACUUCACACAUUUCUCAGUGUUUUGCCUUCUCUCCAUACUUUUAACGAUCAACUUUACCCUGGCUGACCAUGAUCACAUCCGUCAUCUAUUCAACCUCAACAACCAUCAGAAAUAUGAAUUUGCCAAGAAAAUUGCUGCCGCUCUUUUGGUUACAUAUCGAGCUAAAAAGUUUGUUCUUCCAUUACCAUUUCCAAUUCCGAUUCCAGUCCCGGUCUUUGAAACGUACCAACCUGUCGUGGCUGAUCCUUUGUUUUUCAAAUGGUUGACGGUUAAAAAUCAUUUGGCUGGACAUGGUGGACUCCAUAAUCUUGGAGUCGGUGGACUUAGCGCUGGUUAACUUUUCCAUUAGCAAAAUAUAUCCAAAAACCGGUCUUAAUCAUCUCAAUUUGUUUUAACAAUAACAAAAAUGUAAGCGCCAGCAUGAAUAAACAUUCAAAGUAAUGAUCAUGAUCAUCUUCAUUAAUUGAACUUUAGAUUGGGGGAAAGGUAAGGUUUCCUUGCUACAAUGUUUUCAUUUCUGGUGAGGUACAAUAUUUAAUUAAUUAAAGAUGAUGGAAGUAAUUUAAAACAAGUUUCCAGUGUUGAAUAUGAGAGGUUUGAAUGUUGGAGCAGCUUUUAAACUGUCAAGGUGUUUAAAGGUUCCUUAGUGGGUCCCCUGGUGAAAUGGAUAUUCAAUCGGGGAAGAUGUAAGUAAGUAACAUUCAGAGUUCCAUGGUAAGCUAAUUUUGGUACAAAAAUAGACUGAUUAUCAUAAAUGAAUCCGAUAGAGUUGAGAGAGUUGAGGGUAAAUUGAGCGUUAACUGUUGGAGUCAUCAUUCCAAAAACCGUAAAAUUUACGGUUACUUCUUGAAAUAAAUCUGCUCGGUUUUUUGAUCGGCCAUUUUAUGUUAAACUAAGGUGAGUGCUUUUGAUGGCUAAUUAAAUCUUGCCCUCUAACUCAUUAACAAUAAAGUUUAUACUUU
This is a messenger RNA of Tetranychus urticae (two-spotted spider mite), 1179 nucleotides long. RefSeq lists its product as uncharacterized. The record is from RefSeq and is a predicted model, not a curated record. Lineage: Eukaryota; Metazoa; Arthropoda; Arachnida; Trombidiformes; Tetranychidae.